Chinchilla lanigera (long-tailed chinchilla) is the source of this 2331-nucleotide messenger RNA. RefSeq names its product zinc finger protein 709-like. The annotation marks the transcript as partial. Gene Ontology annotation, cellular component: nucleus. Lineage: Eukaryota; Metazoa; Chordata; Mammalia; Rodentia; Chinchillidae. The transcript has a single exon. Gene Ontology annotation, molecular function: DNA-binding transcription activator activity, RNA polymerase II-specific; RNA polymerase II cis-regulatory region sequence-specific DNA binding. Gene Ontology annotation, biological process: regulation of transcription by RNA polymerase II. The record is from RefSeq and is a predicted model, not a curated record.
GGGGAUAAACCCUAUAUAUGUAAGCAAUGUGGGAAAGCAUUCACUACGCAAAGUUACUGUAAAUUACAUGAGAGAAAGCACACUGGGUGGAAACCCUAUGCAUGUAAGCAGUGUGGGAAAGCAUUCACUUCACACCAUUAUUGUAAAAUACAUGAAAGAAGUCACACUGGAGAGAAACCAUAUGUAUGUAAACAGUGUGGAAAAGCAUACACUACACGAAGUUGUUACAAAAUACAUGAACGAAAUCACACUGGUGAGAAACCCUAUAUAUGUAAACAAUGUGGGAAAGCAUUCACUACACAUAAAUACUGUCAAAUCCAUGAAAUAACUCACACUGGUGAGAAACCAUACGUAUGUAAGCAAUGUGGCAAAGCAUUCAGCAGACACAGUCACUGUCGAAGACAUGAAAGAACUCACACUGGGGAGAAACCUUAUGUAUGUAAACGGUGUGGGAAAGCAUUCACUACACACAGUUAUUGUCAAAUACAUGAAAAAAAUCACAGUGGGGAGAAGCCUUAUGUGUGCAAGCAGUGUGGGAAAGCAUUCAGUACACAGAGUUGGUACAAAAUACAUGAAAGAACUCACACUGGGGAGAAACCCUAUGUAUGUAAAGAAUGUGGGAAAGCAUUCACUACACACAAAUAUUGUCAAAUACAUGAAAGAAGUCACGUGCAGGAGAAAGCCUAUGUAUGUAAGCAAUGUGGGAAAACAUUUACUAAACACAUUUAUUGUCAGAUACAUGAAAGAACACACACAGGUGAGAAACCCUAUGUAUGUAAGCAAUGUGGCAAAGGAUUUGCUGAUAAGUCCACAUUUCGUAGACACAGACGAUCCCACACUGGCGAAAAACCCUAUGUAUGUAAGCAAUGUGGGAAAACAUUCAGCACACACAGUCACUGUCAAAGACAUGAAAGAACUCACACUAGGCAGAAACCCUAUGUGUGCAAGCAAUGUGGGAAAGCAUUCAGUACUCUGAGUUGUUAUAAAAUACAUGAAAGAAGUCACCCAAGGGAAAAACCUUAUAUAUGUAAACACUGUGGUAAAGCAUUCAUUACACACAAAUAUUGUCAGAUACAUGAAAGAACCCACACAGGUGAGAAAGCCUUUGUGUGUAAGCAAUGUGGAAAAAGAUUUGCUACUAAGUCCUCAUUCCUUAGACACAGAAGAAUCCACACUGGUAAGCGACCCUAUGUAUGUAAGCAGUGUGGGAAAGCAUUCAUUGAACACAGUUAUUAUAAACUACAUGAAAAUAGUCACAAUGGAGAGUUACCCUAUGUAUGUUAGCAGUGUGAGAAAUCUUUCUGUACACAUGGUAGUUGUAAAAUGCGUAAAUGAGGUCACACUGGGGAGAAAGCCUAUAUACUGCAGCAAUGUGGGAAAUUAUUCAGAAUACACAGAUAUUGUCAAAUACAUGAACGAAGUCACACUAGCGAGAAACCCUAUGUACAUAUUUUUAAAACAUGUGAAAAUUAUUUAUGUAGUGGGGACCUGUAGAAAUAAUAUGAAAAUUUUGUUGUCAAUGUUUCAUAAAUUUUCCAGAAAAUACUGGAAAAUAAUGCCAGAAGGAGAUAUCCUAAAGUGUAUUCAUUGUGUUUUUCAGUAAAUAUAAAUAUCUGAACUAUGUAUCUAUAGUUUUUACUAUAAAAUAUUGAGUUUAUAUAGUCAUAUAUUUUUGUGUAAACCAGUGUCGGUAGUUUAACAUGUAGUGUCUGCUAAUUAAACAAGGUGAAUUAAAAUGUAUUCUUCACUUCCAAAUAGGGUUGGUAUUCAUGCAGUUUUUGUUUUGUUUUGUUUUUACAAUUGGGAGGUACAGGCCAUUAAUUUUGCUAAUCAUUGAGAUUUCCCACUAGAUUUGAUUCAAAUGUUGUUGGGGUAUAUGCUCCAUAUUCUGUGUAACAAAAGAUAUUUUCAAUUUGAUGAGAUGUAUAUUUAAAGACUUGUAAACAUGGGUAGUGGACGGAGUGAGUUCAGGUGUUUUCACACAACUCAUAGAUGAGCAGAUGUUAUUUUUUGUAUCCUGAUAAGAUACCUGCAUAUAUGCCAUCAUAAUUGUGUAUUAUAUCAAGUACAUAAGUUUGCCUACUUUGCUUUCAUGUUGGAAUCAAUACAGUAUUAGCCUUUACAUAAAAUUUAGUGCUUUCUUACCAUCAAAAUUUUAGUUUUCAUACUUAUAUUGUGAGGGCUUUUGAUAUUGUGAUAAUUUUUCCACCUCAUGCACCAAGAAAUAAACCCUACCACUGUGAUUUUCUGAUUGCCACAGACCAGUAGAACCAUAACUUGUCUCCAAAGGGAUCUCAUGAAUUGUAAUAAAUCUCUCCUCCCCAAAAAGUA